AUGGAUACCAUAGACGACAGCCUCAUUGACCCCGACCUUCUGGAGGCCGGGCCUUCGCUUGUCGAGCGCAUGGGAAGCGUCGACAUGGCGGACGGCGACGAGAGCGACAUUGAUUACGACAACUCUGAAGACGACUAUCAAGACUCGAAUCCGGAUCUCCCUGAAGAAGAGGAAGAAGGGGUGCCUGUAGAGGAUGAUGUAUUUGGUCGAUUAGCAGGGUACGCUUCGAGAGCAGGUGCAGGCGAAGAUGCAGGGGAUGGGAACGCAUUUCAGCGGGAGAUAGAGCUUGCAGAUGAAGAAGAAGUGGUCCCUCGAACCCGCUCGGGGAAGGGCAAAGCGAAAGCAAAGCGCACGCACAAGCCAUCCCAUCAAGUACUCCACCUCCUGGGUCAGGCCAAUAUGGCAUAUCUUGAGGGAAAUCUGGCGGAAGCUAUUGAAAUGUACCUGGAAGUCAUCCGACUUGAUCCCUAUGUGCCGGCGGCUUGGACGACGCUGUCUUCAUGUUAUCAAGAACUGGGUGAUGUUGAGAAAGCCAGGCAGAUGAGGUUCCUGGGAGCGCAUCUGGAUGAUGAAGGGGAUAGCUGGAGAGACCUGGCAUACGAAUUCAAGUCACUAGGGCAGCUAGAGCAAUGCGUCUACUCUCUUCGUAAAGCGCUCAAAUAUGAGCCAGAAGGCAUUGACCUGUUAUGGGAUCUCGGAAGCGUCUACAUCGAACAAGGACAGAAGGCCAGGGGUGCCAACGUAUUCAAAACGAUGAUGUCUGUUGACCCGGCAAUCUCGAAUGACCCGGCUUUCGUCUCUCUUUUCCGCCCUGUCCUUGUCGCCACCCACCAACGAGCUCUUGCAGCCGAGGCUGGCCGAAAGACGUUCGACUAUCAUCUGACCACGUACUCUACACCGACCUCACCACCAUCAGCCCCACAGGCGCCUCCGGCAAUGACUAUGGACUUUAUCACCGCUCUCAUCGACGACUUGAUCAGUACCGAGGAGUUUGAAGAUGCUCUAGAGGUGGUGAGGAGCGGCCAGCGGUGGUUACAUGGGAGAGGCUCGCAGAAGCAUUGGGAUGCGUUGGAGGAUGAUCGUGAAUUUGACCCACCUGGCACUCUCAGAAAUGACGAAGAAUCGAGUGGAUAUGAGAUGGACGUUGCCAUGCGACAUCGUCUAGCUCUGGUCCGGAUUAAACUCGCAGACGAGGAAGAAGCAGACAUCCAUAUCGACUACCUCAUUACCCUCGACCCUCUGAUAUACCAUGCCUUGCUCCAAUCGCUGGGAGACGCGCUCAUGGACCGCUCGCAAUGGGAUCGUGCGCUCGACUGUUAUGCUAUCAUCCAGGAAUGUGAUGAGCUUGCGGACGAUACGGGGCUCAUCUUCAAGAUUGGUGUUUGUCAGUGGAAGACUGGAGCUUUGGAUUCAGCAUUGGAGGCUCUGCAAUGGGUAGUCACUUCCAUCGACCCGGACAAUCUCGACGCACGGCUCAAGACCGCCAGCGUGCUUGAAGAUAUGGGCAGGAAAGCUGAAGCUCUCGACCUCGUCACAGAAGUCAUCCGAACCCGAGCAUCCCGAGGCACACUCUCAUCAACCCUCCAGCCCUUACAGCCCCAUCAAAAAGUAUCCAAACGCGCUUUGGAAGAUCAGAUGCGGUCACAAAUGCAAAGCUUGUGGCUGGAUGUACAAGAAGCCGAGCGAGGGACGAUGGAAGGCGAAGAAGGGGCUGUGGAUAGGUUUGUGGAGGCUGCGGGGGUGUUGGUGGAGAAUUAUCGGAUGGAUAGAUCGAAUUUUGGGAAGAACAGGGGUGUGGUUAGGGUUUUGAAGACCAAGAAGGCGAAGAAGAAUGACAUUGACGACCAAGCGGCAGAGAUGCAAGAUCGUCUUGAGCGGACUUUGGGCUUGGAGGACGACGAAGAAGCUCAAUACCAUGUGUUCCGCAAAACAUCUUUCUACGGCUUGUCCAAUGAAGAGUGGUUGACGCUAAUAGUCAAGUACUGCUGCGUGCUCAUGGUUCGUCGAGAGGAGGAUGUGGCUAUGGAUAUCCUGGAGCACGUGGUGUGGUCGGGACUGUUCCACACUCGACGAUGUGAGAUUGCUUUACGCAUGACUAUGAUUGCUUGUGCUAUGCGCAUGAGAGCGUGGAGCAAGAUCCUCGAGUCUACCGCCCAGCUCAUCGUCCACUCUCAGUUUUUGCCCCAACCCUACCUUGUCAUGCUCGGUGCUCUCGCAUCUGGAGGUCUUGCCGCCCAAUCGGCCUACACGAUCGUCACUUUCCAGAAUCUCAUGAACCGAGAUCUCCGUACAUUCGACGACGCAGUUGAGCACGGCGAAAAGAAGCUGCACUUCAACGAAGGUAUCGGGCGAUGGACGGCCAACAAAGGCAAGACGAAGGGAGAAGAUGGUGAAAAGUCUACAAAGAAGCCAAAGGGCCAGUGGAAGAAGCGAAGGCAGGACGAGCCUGGUGCGGGAGAUGCGGUGGUGGACGAGGAUGUUGAUAUGGAGGACGAGAAUGCGAGACUGGGGAGUAUCGAAGGCGAAGGAAUCGGAUGGGGAUACAGACCGGUCUUGCCCAAAAAGUUCUCGCCGUACAUGAACUUUCUUUUGGCGCAAGAGAUGUUGGCUUCGAGGUCGUUCCAAGGAGCUAUCUUCUACCUCCUUCGAGCGUACAACAUCGAUCAAUGGAACCCUUAUCUCUGCCUCCUCACCGCCCAAGCCUACUUUGGCCGAGCAAUGCAGCGUCAAUCGGACAAUCGACCUCACCAGAUAUCUCAGGGUAUGAUAUUCUUGGACCGGUACCGCAAGCUCUCGCCCAAAGAAGGGAAGCCACGGGAGGAGGUUGAAUACAAUUUCGCGAGAGCCUUUCAUGGCAUGGGGCUCUCGGCGUUCGCGGUGAAGCAUUAUGAGAAGGUUUUGGAAGGGGUACAGAGUCGAAUGGAUGAAAGUAUGGAGCCUGAAGCUGUACGCAGGGCGUCGCUCGCAUGGGAGGCGGCGCACAAUUUGAUGUUGUUGUAUGCGUCCUCCGGGAAUAUGGCGUUAGUCAAGGAAAAGUCGAUCUGGAUGGCAAUCUAG
Molecule: messenger RNA, 3057 nt
Organism: Cryptococcus wingfieldii CBS 7118
Lineage: Eukaryota; Fungi; Basidiomycota; Tremellomycetes; Tremellales; Cryptococcaceae
Product: general transcription factor 3C polypeptide 3 (transcription factor C subunit 4)
Exons: 13
Coding region: 1-3057 (1018 amino acids)
Biological process (GO): transcription by RNA polymerase III
Cellular component (GO): transcription factor TFIIIC complex
Molecular function (GO): protein binding
Source: RefSeq, a predicted model, not a curated record